UUGAGGAAUUAUCUUGAGAUUGCUAAAGUAAAUCCAAAGACGCGCGUGUAGCUGUGUGUGUUUGACUGAAGGGAAGCAGAGACAGAGGGAGAGGGAUUGAGUUGCCUCCUCUCUUCUUUAAAAAGAUUUGCGAAAGAUGGCGACUAGCUCCGAGCGCAGUCCUCCUCCUUUUCCAGAGUCAGAGGACCAGGAUAUUUUGCUGGACACCGAGGACGUGGGACAACAACAGCGGGACAGUGACUACGGAGAUGAGGACGAGGAGGACGAGCUGUUCAUGAGCACCAUCAGUGACCCACCAGACACUGACACCACACCUGCAGCAACCAGCCAAAACACUGACCCCUCUUUGGAGUCCCCCAUAGACCCCCUCAUCGACCCCCUCAUCGACCCUGUUAGCGACCCUGCUAGCGAACCAUCCGACAGCAAACCCAUGGCAGAGGUCUUGAGCGAACCAUCGGACGAUUUUGAAGACCUAUCCAACACAGAAUCCGACAGCCCAGACGACCCUGUACCUGAUCCCAAAAACGACACAACUGAAGAUUUUUUCGAUCUUUUGGGAAGCGAAAAUGACAUGAAGGAAGAUGUAGCGCAGAUUGUAGAUUUGAAAGUUGAGUCUGCUCCGGAGGAGACGAUCAAAGUUACUGAGAAAACCGAUAAAGAACCAGAGAAAGAAACUGCGCCUCCUCUUGUUGACGUUACCCUUGAUUUGUUAGUGACUGAGACACAACCAGAACCCCCAAAAUUAGCAGAUCCGUUAUUCGAUCUUGAAAGUGACCCUGCUCCAAUACUUGAAACAAAAAAAAUAAAUCCACCCGUUGUUGAUAUUUUUGCAGAUGACGAUGAAGAGGGUAGUGAUCUCUUUGCAGAUCCCAAACUUUCCAAACCUUCUAAGCCAAAUCCGAAAAGUUUAUUUGAAGAAGAUGAUUACUUCUUCUCAGAGCCUUUGGGGGCCACAGCUAAGAAACCAGCACCCGUCACAGUAACAGCCAGUAACGCAGCGAGUGUGCUGGAACCGAAACCGAUCGUAACUAAAGCAGAAGUUGAGGUGAGGAGUAAAGGGGCGGUUUUAACAGAGCCUGAGGAUCUUUUCACUGAAGAGGCAGUGGAGACAGCUCCAGUCUCAAAGAUGCAGAGUGGAGCUGUGUCUAAAACCAAUGGACUACAUGAAGAGGAGUCAGAUAUAUUUGCAGAAGCCACAGUGGAGCUUUCUCUAGACAGUCCCCGAAAUGAGAGAAAGAGAGAGACACCCAAACCCUCUGCUCCAUCCUCUCUGUCUGCAGCCGCCAGCCUCACCAAGCCCACACCUGCUGCUCUGGAGGAGUUGGAAGAAGAGGAAGAAGAAGACGACAAAUUUGACAUUCAAGUUUCAGUGAAAGAACCUGAGAAAAUAGGUGAUGGAAUGAAUGCUUACAUGGCCUACAAAGUUUUCACACAGACCACACUGGCUAUGUUCCGUAGUCCAACCCUCACAGUGAGACGACGAUACAGUGACUUUCUGGGGCUCUACGAAAAACUGUCAGAGAAACAUGGUCCAAACGGAUACAUAGUUCCACCUCCGCCAGAGAAAAACCUGUUGGGGAUGACCAAAGUGAAGGUGGGAAAGGAGGACUCUUCAUCUGCAGACUUUCUGGAGAGGAGGAGAGGGGCUUUGGAAAGGUACUUGCAGAGAGUGGUCAAUCACCCCACACUUCUCCAAGACCCUGAUGUCCGAGAGUUUCUGGAGAGAGAAGAGUUGCCACGGGCAGUGAACACACAGGCUCUGAGUGGGGCUGGUUUCCUGAAGAUGAUCAACAGAGCCACAGACGCCGUCAGUAAAAUGACCAUCAAAAUGAAUGAGUCCGAUGUGUGGUUUGAGGACAAGCUCCAGGAGGUGGAGUCAGCCGACCAGCAGUUCAGGAAGCUGCACGCUCUGGUCGAAUCUCUGGUGCUUCACAGAAAAGAGCUGUCCACAAACACAGCAAGUUUUGCAAAGAGUGCUGCGAUGCUGGGCAGUGCAGAAGACAACACGGCUCUAUCCCGGGCACUGUCUCAGCUCUCGGAGGUCGAGGACAAGAUGGAGCAGCUGCACCAGGAGCAGGCUGCUAACGACGCCUUUGGGCUCGCAGAACACAUCGCAGACUUCAUCAGACUGCUGGGGGCUGUCAGGGGGUCGUUCGAUCACCGCAUGAAGGCUUGGCAGCGCUGGCAGGACGCUCAGUCGAUGCUGCAGAAGAAGAGAGAGGCAGAGGCCAAACUGCUUUGGGCCAAUAAACCCGACAAACUGCAGCUCGCCAAAGAGGAGAUCGCAGAGUGGGAGGCCAAAGUUACACAGUAUGAGAGAGACUUUGAGCGAGUAUCAGCCACUGUGCGCAAAGAAGUCCUGCACUUUGAGAAAGAGAGAACGAAGAACUUUAAGAGACAAAUAGUGAAAUAUCUGGAAUCUAUGCUUCGGUCACAGCAACAGCUGAUAAAGUACUGGGAGGCGUUCUUACCUGAAGCUAAAGCGAUCGCCUGAUGUCUCAGUCCGGCCACUGCAGGCUGCCUUUUUCUUAUACACUUUACCUCUUUGCCUUUAAAACCAAGGAUCGAACGAAUUGUAGAAAGGGAGAUUCAAACCAGUUUUUUUAAUCACCUUUAACCUAUAGUAGCUCUCUAUUGUAUUAUGAAUUGUAUAUUGUCAUUUAAUCUUUCACAAAUAUUUUCUUAUUAGAUAAAAAAUACAUAUACAAUGGACAUAUACAAGAAGUAGUCUGAUGAUUCAUUUUGAUUUGUAAACUUAAAGUGGACUGUGUAAAUUUUCUUGUGGUGGAUCCGCUACUUGUUUUAUGCCUUGUUCACAGUGAUGUUGUUGCAUUGCCUAGAAAGUGUCACAGUAUGGUAUUUUACCUUAUCAAUCUCCAUGGAAACAAGCAGGCCAAUUUACACCAGAUCUCACUGUAAGAAUGCAUUUUUAAGGUAUUUUUUCUCUAUAAAAACACUCAUAAUUGAACAACUGUAAGAGAGACUUUUAAGAGAGACCUUUAAGUUUAGAUGCCAUAAUUUGGAACAUUCAAGGCAAAGCAAAAAUUUCUACAUUGGGAUAAACUGUUGGUAGACCCUCCACCAGAAAAGUUCCACAGUGCAUCUUUAAAUAAAAUGGGUUUGUACUUGGGUUUUGUUUUUGUUUACAGUGUCUACUCUUGUUAAAACAUCGUAAAGCAUUUGACCCAAGCUGAAGAAAGGUGCCAGUGUCGAUCUAAAAAAACACUAUAAAAGGGAUAAAACAGACAAAUUAUCAGAACACUUCCACUUGUUUUGGAAAAAAAGUACUUAAAUAAAUGCCAGCCUAUGAUUUUCUUUGAAUGUGUUAAAAUGCUGUGUGGUUAAAAAGAGUGGCAUUAAAAAGAGCAGCUUUUUGUCCUAUAAGAUCAUUGUGCAAUAACUAUAGUCAGCCAGAAGAGGGCAUAAACAGUGCAUUUCUGCCUCUUUAAAGGAACUGUAUGUAAGAUUUUCCCAGAUAUAAGUAACAUAAUCAAAUAUAUCUUUUACUGGUAACACUUUUAAUACAGAUUUAUUUUUAAUUACAAAAACAUUGUACAUGAUGCCAAGUUGUUUGUUAUAAUUUGGUGUUUUGGUUCAAGACAAUUAUCCAAUCAGAAAGCAGAAUGAGCCUCACAUGAGUCUCUCAUUUUUGGUUCCCAGUUCCAGUGCUGAAAUGCAGUUAGUUUAAACCUAAAAUGCCUCUCUCUGAUCUGAAUGGCCUGCAGCCAACCCUGAAUCAGUGCUAGUGCAGCCUCUGCAGCUCAGUGAGUGAAUUCUGGAGAUUUCUGAAGCAGAAAAUCCCACACUGUUAAACUCCACAGUACAAGCCUGUUGUCCCAGUGUCAAAGAUCCAGUGCGAUAGACAGAUCUUACCUGAUAUUUAGUUAUUGUUUAUUUCAUUAAUGCAGUUUACAAAAAAAAUUAAUAAAAAGCUUCAACUGGUCAGUGAGAGCCGGGCGAUAUUGUGAUAAAAUCAAAUUGUGAUCUCAUCUAUACUGUUUUAAUGCAGCUCUAUGGUCAAAAACAAACAUUUUCCACCAUCCACUCUUAUCGGUCAGCCUCCAUCUGAAUGAGUGACAGGUGGAUUUAACCAAGCACAGUGAAGAGUGAACUUUCAGAAAGUGCUGAUGGCUUUAGUUGCUUCUUAAAGACUGUAUAAAAGAUACCACAAAACCAUGAAUUGUGAUCAAAUCAAAAUCUGACUAUAACAAAAUCGUGAUAUGAUUUUCUUGGCAUAUCGCCCGUCCCUGUGGUCAAAAAAAUGUAUUUUAGGUCAACACAAAACAGGUUAAUGAAAAAUUCUAUUACAAAACUACGCAUUUUUACUAGUUAAUUAAAAAAAAUAGCACAAGUUGUCCAUAUUAUAAGAAAAAUACCAAAGUAAAAAUACCUAAAAUAAAAUUAUCUUUUAUUCAAGAGAGAAUAAACUUCUAGGCAGUGGUGGAAUGUAAAAGUAAAAGGAGAAAAGUACUGUACUUAAGUAAAGUACAGAUAAAAUGUAUACUUAAGUAGACUUUAAAGUGUGUAAUUUUUACUUUUACCUCACUACAUUUGAGAGCAGGUAUAUUCUUCUCCACAACAUUUUUGAACUGGACUGAAAAGUAAAAGUAUUUUUUUAUUGUCCUGCAGACCUGCAGAAAAGGCUGAGGGGUUUAUUUUAACACAUUCAUAAUUUGAGCAAACAAAAAUAUACAAAUAACAACAGCAUGUGAAGCUUUAUGAGACCUCGAAAUAUUUGCAAAUACUUUUACUUUUUAAGUACAUUUAUGAACAGGUACUUUAAUACUUUUACUUAAGUAGAUUUUUUUCAUGUGAUACUUUUACUUGAUUUUGCUACUUAAGUAAACGUACAGACAAUGAAGCAGAAAAUACUCAAGUACAUCUUACACCACUUAUACUAGGCUCCUGUAAUAUUAAAAAACAUGUAAAGUGUUUAUUUUAAUGGGUCAUUGCCACUCCCAUGAAGCUUAUACACACUAUUGUCAUUCAUAUUGUGUGGAACCUCAUGUCUACACAUUUCUUCAUUUAAAGGUGGACUUUUCUGGUGACGAGCCCGUUACCUGCUUGUCUCCAUGGAGAUGCUAUUGCUCUGCCUGUAAUGUUCUACAGUAUUGUAUUACACAUAUCUGUCUUGCAUUUAUUCAAUAACAGAUGUUUUCAUUUACCAAAUGUUACUUGUAACAUGCCUGCUUUAACUAUGAGGAUAGACAAGUUAAAUGCCAUACUGUGGAACAUUCCAAGAAACUCCAUGGAGGCAAGUAGAUGACAGACCCUCCACGUUAAAAGUUGCAUAGUCCAUCUUUAAAUUCUUUACAAUUGCUUUGGUUUUAUAGGACAGUGGGGAUUGUUGGUUUGGAGAGUCUAUGUUUAAAUGAACACUUACCCAGUGCCUUUUUAAUUCAGAUAGUUUUAUAAUGUGUCCGAUCAGCAUUUGGGACAAUGUUGCCAUGUUUUAUGUUUAAGAUCUUGCAAUUACUGAGGUUUAAAUGAUUUAACAGGAUGUAAACCCAUUUACAGCUAAUGUCUUGUUUUUGUGGAGGGGAUUUUGACUUUAAAGUGCAUAUGACAGAUUGUCAUGGAUUUUUAAAAAUAAUUAUGACUUGGUUUGGUGGGAUAGUGUCUGUGGUAAAUAUUUAUCAUAGUUUUACACCAAUUAAGUGGCAGUUUGUACAACAAUACAUGAAGUAUACGCAGAGUUCUAAAGUGGAGUCGCUCUACCCAUGUACUCAAUAUGGGAAACUACGGAAAGUAUUUUUUCUGGCACUUUAACUCUUCACUUAACAAAUAAAGACGUCAAUUAUUUUUUUAGUCCAAUCAUAACUAUUGUGAAAUUAGACAAGUUUUGACCCUUGUUCACAUUACGGUUGCUAGGUAACAGUUAUGGAAUAACCAUAUGUAGAUAUGACUUAUGUCAAAUCUACAGCCCGUGUCCAACCAGGAAGUAAAAUGAUAAACUUCUAACUAAGAUCAUCUAAGAAUUAUCAGUUAAUUCGCAGAAAAGAAUUGUCUAACCUCUUACCUGUCAUAUGCACUUUAACUUUGGCAUUACCAGAAUUAACAGACCAAUUUGUAAUCUUGAAAUUUGAAUGCGGCGUUGCACUUAAUGACACCUAAAUGUAUGAAAGAAAAACAUGCAAGUAUAAUCCGAAUAUAUAAUUUGAAUGAAAAUAUAUUUGCUUCUAUAAGUCUAUAUUGUCAAGUUAUAACAAAAAAAUUAUAACAAUUACUAAUCCUGCCAACAAUGACUAUAACUGUAACAUUGAAAUAACUGUAAUAAUUAGCUAAAGUUAAAUAAAAUACAAAAAACUGUAAGUUUACAAAUUGUUUACAAAAUGUAUAAAAGCACACAAUAAAUGAAGAAAAAAUAUAUUACAUGAAUCAAAUUUCUCAAAUUAGUUAUACACAAAAAUAAUUAUAACAUUACUUAACUAUGUGGACUAUAUAAAUACACAUUUCACUUUUUAUUUGGUUUAAAAUUUAAAUACUUUGCUCUUAUAAUCAAAAAGUUUUUUUACACAUUUUUUAUAUUAGAAUAUUUUAAUUUGAGAAUAAUUGUUACGUUUACAGAAUAAAAACCUAUACUCAUUAUUGUUUAAGCUAGGAUUGCAAUGACAUCAUAAUGAAUCAAAUACUUCCCAAAAUGCAUUGCUGUGUAGAUCCAACAUUAUUGUGGCCAGUCUCCCAUCUGAGUAAUCGUAUGUUUAAUUUUGUACGUUUUGCACACGUAGCCCCUUGAAUCACCCUUAAAAUGUUGCCACUUAAUUUCACCAAAUCAGUUUGCACAAAGUCCUGUUGAACUGUUUGUAACUGGGCCUCAAAAUGUCCGCCGUAAAAGUGCACAUUGAUGUCAGCAGCAGCAACAUGCUCCGUGUUGUCCAGUGCUCUCAAUAAAUCAAUAAAGUUGCACUGUUUACACUUCAAAA
Messenger RNA from Periophthalmus magnuspinnatus, 6923 nucleotides. RefSeq names its product sorting nexin-1-like. Bases 137 to 2494 code for a protein of 785 amino acids. Gene Ontology annotation, cellular component: endosome; endosome membrane. The record is from RefSeq and is a predicted model, not a curated record. NCBI's taxonomy places the organism in Eukaryota, Metazoa, Chordata, Actinopteri, Gobiiformes, Gobiidae. Gene Ontology annotation, biological process: early endosome to Golgi transport. Gene Ontology annotation, molecular function: phosphatidylinositol binding. The transcript has 15 exons.